CAGAGCCGCUCGGUUGGGGUCUGUGCUGCGGGGCGCGGGCGCCGUCAGAGUCGGGGCCGGGGCCGGGCCAGCCAGAGGCUCGGAGCGCAGUGCUCCGGGCGGGUGGCGGGGAGGCUAUGGCGGAGCCCACAGCGCGACACCUGUCGCUGCCCUCGGGGCUGCUGGAGCUGUGCGCGUUGCUGGGCGCCUCUCAGGACAGCCUCCGCGGCCUGGAGCACAUCGCCCAGAAACGAGGAGUGAAGAGUGUCUCCCCCCUUGCCCCUGAAGUUCUGUCCGUUUUCGUGCCUCCUUUCACCACACAAGAUGAUGGCCAGGCGGCUGGCACCAGCUGUAUGCUCAGCAAAGCCAGGAGGCGGUCCUUCCGGAAGAAGAGGGAAAAGCCCAGGACCGAGUACUGGAAGAGCCACCCGGGAGACUCAAAGGGGCCGGAUUCUGAGGAUGUUGCCAUCCCAGGGGGCGUGGACCUCCUUGCCCUGCCCCAGCUGUGCUUCCCAGGGGGCGUGUGUGUGGCUCCGGAACCAAAAGAGGAUUACAUCCAUUUCCUGGUACUCACGGAUGUCUGUGGGAACAGAACCUAUGGUGUGGUUGCCCAGUACUACCGACCCCUGCAUGAUGAAUAUUGCUUCUACAAUGGCAAGACGCACUGGGAACCCAGCAUGAGCUCUGCUAGACGCUUUGUGCCCUUUGCCGUGUGUGUGGUGUCCCGGUUCCCAUAUUACAACUCCCUCAAGGACUGCCUCUCCUGUUUAUUGACUCAUCUGAAGCUCUGUAAAGAUUUUGAAGUUGACAAUCACAUAAAAGAUUUUGCUGCAAGACUAUCGUUGAUACCCAGCCCACCACCUGGGCCGCUCCACUUGAUAUUCAACAUGAAGCCGUUGCAAGUUGUCUUUCCCUCUCGAGCGGACCCCGAGAGCCCCAUCAUCGACCUGGACCUUCACCUGCCCCUGCUAUGCUUCCGGCCUGAGAAGGUGUUGCAGAUCCUGACCUGCAUCCUGACGGAACAGCGCAUCGUGUUCUUCUCCUCAGACUGGGCCCUGCUGACCCUGGUGGCUGAGUGCUUCGUGCUCUACCUUCACCCCCUGCAGUGGCAGCACACAUUCGUGCCCAUCCUGUCCGGUCAGAUGCUGGACUUUGUCAUGGCCCCCACCUCUUUCCUCAUGGGCUGCCAUCUUGACCACUUCGAAGAGGUCAGAAAGGAGGCGGACGGCUUGAUCCUGAUAGACAUUGACCACGGGAGUGUCACGUGCUCCAAGUCCUCCUCCGACAACGACGCAGACAUCUCUGAUGUCCCCCUCCUGCUGGCACAGGCCUUCAUUCAGAGGGUCCAGAGCCUUCAGCUGCACCCAGACUUGCACCUUGCCCACCUGAGCUCCAGCACAGACUUGAACGAGGGCCUUGCCCGUCGCCGAGCCUGGCAGCAGACUCUCAACUGCAAGAUCCAGCAUAUCACCCUGCAGCUGCUCGUAGGCAUCUUCAGGGAAGUGAAGAAUCACUUGAAUUAUGAGCACCGGGUGUUCAACAGCGAGGAGUUUCUCAAGACCCGAGCAGCGGGGGACCAGCAGUUUUAUAAGCAGGUUUUGGAUACCUACAUGUUCCACUCCUUUCUGAAGGCCCGGCUCAAUGGCAGGAUGGAUGCCUUUGCUCGGAUGGACCUCGACACCCAGUCAGAGGAGGACAGGAGAGACAGGAUGCUUAUAAGUCCGAGGAGACCUACCGUGGAGAAGAUGGCCUCCAAGAAGGAUUCGCCCCUGAACAUCGCCCACAGGCGCAUGGUGGUCAGCAUGCCCAAUCUACAGGACAUCUCCUUGCCCGAGCUGCCACCCAGGAACUCGUCGCUUCGGAUAAUGGACACCUCAAGCUGUAAAAUCGCCACUUCAGCCCUCAAAGUGACCCCUAAGUCAACGUACACAUUCAAGAUCCCUGAGAUCCACUUCCCGCUGAUGAGCCAGUGUGUUCAGGCAUACUACACAGAUCUCACCACUCUCCUGAGCAAGGCUAUGGGCCUGCUGGGCCCCGGUGACUCUCUGCUCCUCGCCAGGUACUUCUACCUGCGCGGCCUCAUCCGUGCGAUGCAGGGCCAGCUGCUAAGUGCCCUCUUGGAUUUCCAGAACCUCUACAAGACUGACAUAGGGAUCUUCCCAGCCGACCUUGUUAAAAGCAUGGUGGAAUCCAUGUCGGCCUCCGAAUGGGCCCAAGCUGAGCGGACACCUGAGCUUAGGCGGCUCAUCACAGAGGUCUUAGAUAAGCCGGGCGAGACCCCCAAAGCAGAUGAUGCUGUGAAGAACUUUGAACUGCCCAAGAAGCACAUGCAACUGAAUGACUUUGUGAAGCGGGUCCAGGAGUCGGGGAUCGUGAAGGAUGUCGUCAUCAUCCAGCGCCUGUUUGACGCUCUGACUGUGGGACACGAGAAACAGAUCGACCCCGAAACAUUCAGAGAUUUCUACACUUGCUGGAAGGAGACAGAAGCAGAGGCACAAGAGGUGAGCCUGCCUGCACUGCUGAUGGACCAUCUGGAUAAGAAUGAGUGUGUGUACAAACUGUCAAGCUCCGUGAAGACCAACCGUGGAGUCGGCAAGAUUGCCAUGACCCAGAAACGUCUGUUCCUGCUCCCUGAGGGGCGGCCGGGCUAUGUGGAGAUCGCCACCUUCAGGAACAUAGAGGAAGUUAGAAACACCACAGUGGCGUUUCUCCUCCUGAAGAUACCCACCUUAAAGAUCAAGACGGUGGCCAGGAAGGAAGUCUUUGAGGCCAACCUGAAGUCUGAAUGUGACCUCUGGCACCUGAUGGUGAAGGAGAUGUGGGCCGGGAAGAAGCUGGCGGAUGAGCACAAGGACCCGCAGUACGUCCAGCAAGCGCUGACCAAUGUCCUGCUUAUGGAUGCCGUGGUUGGCACCCUGCAGUCACCUAAUGCCAUCUACGCGGCCUCCAAGCUGGCCUACUUUGACAAGAUGAGGAAUGAAACGCCCAUGGCAGUCCCAAAGACAACCUCAGAGACUCUGAAACACAAGAUUAACCCUUCGGCAGGAGAGACUGCUCCCCAAGCUGUUGAUGUCUUGCUGUAUACGCCAGGGCGCCUUGACCCUGCAGAGAAGGUUGAAGAUGCACACCCCAAGUUGUGGUGCGCCCUGAGUGAAGGCAAAGUGGUGGUGUUUGAUGCUUCCUCCUGGACCGUCCACCAGCACCGCUUUAAAGUGGGUGCCGCUAAAGUGAACUGUAUGGUGAUGGCAGAGCACAGCCAGGUGUGGGUGGGCUCCGAGGACUCUGUCAUCUACAUCAUCAAUGUCCACAGCAUGUCCUGCAACAAACAGCUCACGGAUCACCGUGCUGCGGUCACUGGCUUGGUGGUGCAGAAUGGAAAAAAGCCCAGUGAGGUCUACUCCUGUAGCCUGGAUGGGACGGUCCUGGCAUGGAAUGUCAGCACACUGCGAGUGACCAGCCGGUUCCAGCUGCCAUGUGGUGACCUCAUGUCCAUCAGCCUGCACAGUGACCGCCUGUGGUGUUGUACAGGCCACAACCUCGUGGUGGUGACAAUGCAGGGUUUUCAUCGUCAUGAGCUGAAGAUCAACGACUCCAACAAGGCACCCAUCUCCUUCCUGGCCUUUCAACUUCUGCCUGAGAAGGAGCAGCUGUGGGCGGCUUGUGCAGGGUGCAGUGACCUGUAUGUCUGGAGCCUGAGGGACCUGGGCCAGCCUCCUCGGAAGACCCACUUGCAAGACUGCACUGAGAUUAGCUGCAUGAUCCGCGUGAAGAGGCAGAUCUGGGUGGGUGGCAGGGGGCUGUCGCAGGGGAAACUGAGAGGGAAAAUCUUUGUGAUGGACGCGGAGAAGAUGGCGGUGGAAAAGGAGCUGGUGGCACACUCAGACACUGUGAAGACUCUGUGCUCUGCUGAGGACCGCUACGUGCUGAGUGGAGCCGGCCACGAGGAGGGCAAGAUCGCCAUCUGGAAAGUCGAGUGAAAGCUGCGUACCGAACCAGUCCUUCCUCAUGAGAGGAUGCCUCUCACCGCACGGCUGUGUCAGCGGCCAGGGCCUGUCACCUGCUCCCAAGAGUCUUCACCUCCAACUGCUCUAUCUAUCUUAUUGCUGAUAACCUCCACUGUGAAGGUACCCUGUCCUAUUACCUAGAAACUUCCGGAAUCCACAACCGGGAGCCAGCAUCAAGGCUGCCAUUUAGCUGUGUCACACGGGACCUGUAGUCUUCUUCAUGCGCUCUCCGUUUGUUUACUCUGCAAACACCUGGGCUUCAGUGGCAUGGCAAUGGCUGGCAUGUGGUGGUCAUCCACAGAGCCUUGCAGGUUUCCAUUGACUUCCUGCUUCCAGAAAGGCUUCUGAGUAUUUGAGGGUAAACACUGACAGAACCGGCUGGCACUGGCCAGGCUGUCCUCCUCUUGAGCAGGUGACCGAGGCCUGCCCCAGGGAGGGGACAGUGCUGCUCAGAUUUAUCUGCAGAAACUGGGCAGCUGAGUGGCGCUGUUUGCAUUAAGAUGCAAAUGACUGCAGGCACAUGCGUGCAUACCUGCCUCACUGGCUCACGAUGGCCUGCACUUUGUAUGUCUCCUGCGUGUGCAGAGUGUCUCUACUGAACCGUGGGCAGCCUUCUGCACAGAGACCUCUGCAAGUGCUCACCACACCACUCCAAUUUCAUUCUGCAAGUGUUCUGUGCGGUGGGUUUCGGUGUGGAUGCUGGGCAGACAGGGUAUGCUGUCCCUGUGUAUUGUACGGUGAGUGUUGCGUGCAGCUCUCUGGAUCACCCGCACCAUGGUACAGGCAGUCACAGAGAGGUUGCCAAUGGCCUGUAUCUGCCUCCGAGAAUAGGCCAGGGUCCAGGUGUACUUGAGUUGAUGCCAGUGAAGAUGUGGGUCUAGACUUGGAGGGUGUGUGUUGGUUCCCUUGAGGUGUGGCUCCCUUAAACAUAAUGCAGAGGACCCCCUCAGAGCCACACCCCUCCCUAGAGUCUGUGCUCCCUGAGGGGUGUCCCAAAUGUCCAGAAAGACUAUGUCACCAGCAGUCAAGGGCACAGGCUCAACCCAUCUCUGUAAAUACCGGGAGCCUGGUAUAAAAUUCGAUCAUAAAUGGAGUCUAAGUUAUUUAAACCAGGUGUUUAUAGCAUGUGGAGUAAUAUAAUAAAUCCUUUUUGUUAAUAAA
Molecule: messenger RNA, 5144 nt
Organism: Phodopus roborovskii (desert hamster)
Lineage: Eukaryota; Metazoa; Chordata; Mammalia; Rodentia; Cricetidae
Gene: Dennd3
Product: DENN domain containing 3
Exons: 23
Coding region: 117-3956 (1279 amino acids)
Biological process (GO): regulation of Rab protein signal transduction
Cellular component (GO): cytoplasmic vesicle
Molecular function (GO): protein binding
Source: RefSeq, a predicted model, not a curated record